This is a messenger RNA of Marchantia polymorpha subsp. ruderalis, 1105 nucleotides long. NCBI's taxonomy places the organism in Eukaryota, Viridiplantae, Streptophyta, Marchantiopsida, Marchantiales, Marchantiaceae. The record is from the annotation of a GenBank genome assembly.
AAAUCUCCGAAAAUCGACUCGACUUCACGGAAAUACCUCCUGAAACUCAAAUGAUGCUAGGGCUGCUGUGUCAUUGUGAGAAUGCUUGCAGUCCAGCACAUAAACAGCUUUGCUCAUCUGCGGCUCUUUGAAGAGCGUUCAUAUCCCGCGAAAGCAUAUAACGCUUAAUUGGACAACUGGCACCAGUUGCUCAUACUCGAAUCGGAUGCACAAUCCAGAUUUGAAAAAGUUUCUGAGGAAUUCUUCAGAGCGAGGUUCCUCUCGGUAAACGCUUUUCGUCAAGUGCAUCUUCAUUCCGACAUUGUUGCAACUUUGAUCGCCGUUUCACUUUCGAACCUAACUAUUUGAACGAAGCCUUUCAGUUCUCCCGACUUUAGGAAUCUUGUCCAGUAUCGGGCAUCGAGGAACAAAACCGCCUUGAUCUGCCAUAAAUGAAAUUCUCCAGGCAUCCGCAAUCUCACCACGUCCCAACGAGAAAUAAGUCUUCCACAUGUCAAGAAACAUAUGGAAUCCUAUCGACACGGUCUACCAUCUCCCAUUUCGAAUGGCCUUUAGAAGAGGGCCCUGGGCUCAACGCAAACAUUACGAAGCUUCCGACGAGGACCGAGUGGACAUCGGAAGUGUUCUUGCCGAAGGAGGCGAUGGCGAACGCGCUUCUGACAGAGCUCAGAAGGAAGAGUCGGAGCCCAAUUUUCGGACGAGAUCGAUGAAUUUGCCGAAUGAGAAAGGGCGAGAAACAGGGGCGCCAUCUGAAGGAGGGAAGGAACGAAGGAAGGAAGGAAGAGGCGCUCCCCGCCCAUCGAACAACACAGCGCCUGAGCCAGCUCCGGUGCCACGUAAGCCCGAUAGAAAAGGCCUACUUUUUACUCCUCCACUUCAACCGUCAGCCCAUUCUCACUUCACCACGGUAACUACCUGCGUGCUUUCCAGAUUUCAUUCGAUCUCAGCCGUUCGCCUACUCAUCUGGCGAGGCAAGUGUUAGACUAAUCACAGAUUCUCGACUAUAGUGCGGUAAGCGAUGGUCCCCGGCUUGUCGACGUCAGCUUCGCUUUCAGGUGACAUGGAAUGCCGCCAUUUAUCCAACACGGCGGUGGCAGAGUUUCUU